Neurospora tetrasperma FGSC 2508 is the source of this 2089-nucleotide messenger RNA. RefSeq lists its product as uncharacterized. The record is from RefSeq and is a predicted model, not a curated record. The coding region runs from base 169 to 1239 and encodes 356 amino acids. NCBI's taxonomy places the organism in Eukaryota, Fungi, Ascomycota, Sordariomycetes, Sordariales, Sordariaceae. Gene Ontology annotation, molecular function: RNA binding. The transcript is spliced from 3 exons.
AAGGCCGAGCCCGUCAAGGCUGCUAAGCCCGUCAAGGCCACCAAGGCUGAGAAGCCCUCCAAGAAGUCCAAGAAGGAGGAGUCCUCUUCCGAGGAGGAGGAGUCCGAGUCUGAGUCUUCUGAGGAGGAGUCCAGCGAGGAGUCCAGCGACGAGUCUUCCGAUGAGGAGAUGACCGACGCUCCUGCCGCCAAGGAGACCAAGAAGGCCGAGUCUUCCGACUCUGACUCCGAUUCUGAUUCUGACGACUCCGAGUCUGAGGAGGAGACUUCCGAGGAGGAGAAGCCCGCCGUCAAGGAGGAGAAGAAGGAGAGCUCCGAUGAUGAGGAGAGCGACUCCGACAACUCCGAUUCCGACUCUGACUCUGACUCUUCCGAGUCCGAGGAGAAGUCUGAGUCCGAGGAGCCUUCCAAGAAGCGCAAGGCUGAGGAGUCCUCCUCCGAGGAGGAGGCUCCCAAGAAGGCCAAGACUGAGGAGGUUGCCGAUGACAAGAGCACCCUCUGGGUUGGUAACCUCGGCUGGGGCAUCGAUGAUGCCAUCCUCUUGGCUGAGUUCGAGGACUGCGAGGGUGCUAAGAGCGCUCGCGUCGUCACUGACCGUGAGUCUGGCCGCUCGCGCGGUUUCGGCUACGUCGACUUUGCCACCAACGAGCAGGCGCAGAAGGCUUAUGAUGCCAAGAGCGGUGCUCUUCUUGAGGGCCGUGAGAUGCGUCUCGACUUCGCUGCCAAGGAUGCCGGCAACAAGCCCCAGGACAAGGCCGCCAACCGCGCUGCCAAGCACGGCGACACCAUCUCUCCCGAGUCCGACACCCUCUUCGUCGGUAACAUGCCCUUCUCCGCUGACGAGUCUGUCGUCUCCGACUUCUUCAACUCUGUCGCCUCCGUUGCCAGCCUCCGUAUCCCUACCGACCAGGAGUCCGGCCGCCCCAAGGGCUUCGCCUAUGUUACCUUCAACUCCGUUGAGGAUGCCAAGAACGCUUUCGAGCAGCUGAACGGCUCCGACCUCAAUGGCCGUCCCGUCCGUCUCGACUACGCCAAGCCCCGUGACAACAACGGUGGCGGCGGUGGCUUCGGUGGCGGCCGCGGUGGUGGCCGUGGCGGUGGCCGUGGUGGUUUCGGUGGCCGUGGUGGUGGCCGUGGUGGCCGUGGUGACUUCGGUGGCCGUGGCGGUGGCCGCGGUGGCGGACGUGGUGGUUUCGGUGGCAGCCGUGGUGGCUUCCAGGGCAAGAAGACCACCUUCUAAUGUGGUCAAGUGGGAUUCCCGCACACAUUGGGGAAUGUGAUACCAUAACCUGAGGGCAUUGCAACACAGAUUCGCACUGGAGGGCUUAGUGGGUUGUCGGCUUUUGAAAUCUUACAGUAUCUCCUUCGUGGGAGAUCGUGGGCUUUUUGAGAGAUAACUGCUUCUCUGCUGCGUGGCAGGGAAAGCAAGCGAUACCUGAGGGCUUGAAGAUGGUGGUGAGCUGGUAGCUCUUUGACAGCUCGUUCGUACAUGGCACGUCACUUCUUUCUCUCAACAGGAAAGUGAGGACCUCUGCCGGUGGGCUUGUUGGCUGGUUCCAUGACCCUUUCGCGGUCGUCUGCACUUUGGAUUCGAUGCAUACCAGAAGAUUGAUGGGUUCCAAGUACUCUGUGGGCUCGUGGGCUCUUGUGGGCUUUAGCUGACAAAACGGAAGAACGGAGAAGACGAGGACCUGUACUUGCACAUGCCACAAACAUGUGUUCACACAGCCUUAUCCAGUCUGUGCUUCGGGGGUGGUUCAUCGUUUCCUGUUCUUUUCCGGAUAUCAUUGUCAUUGCUUCUUCCUGUGGGGUUUCUUAAAGAGGGCAUCUAAAAGUUGGUUUGGGAUUUUCCGGUACAAUCACGGGGUCACCUGGGGGCACUUAAAAUGGGUUACGGGUCUUUUCUUUUUCUCUUUUUUUUUCAUAUCAGCAUUUGCCCUUCACGAUACAUUAUCGAUGGCGCAACGGUACAGAGUACGGGUGAUCCUUCUAACGAACAUUACCCGGUAAGUAAUCUGAUACUCUUCCCCUGUUUCAUAUACCCAAGUCCCAACGGACUAGAAGUAGCAAGAAAGAAGUAUUGUUCAGUA